CUCUCAAAGCCGGAAGUGCCUCAUCACUAGCUAGCCCAUAGUUCCAGAGUUAAAGCAAGAUAAAGAUACAUAACGCCUAACAUAAUGCUUAACGACAGUGAACUUGCAACGUUGCGGAAUAGAUUUAAGAGAGAUGCGGAGUUUCUUAUGCAAACAACGACAAAUGGUGACGAAGAUGAAAAAAGUCAGGAGGAAAAGGAUGCCAAACCUCUACCUCGCAUUAACAGACACUCAGUUUUCUGGAUUGUGGCAUCAAUAGGUGUGACCUACUACUUUGAUUUCUUCCACAACAUCAUGGAGAACGAUGAUAUCAAAAGUUGGUGGUUCAAUGUGGGUCUGAUACUUCUGGGGAUCUGCCUGUCUUUGGCCAUGUUCUGCAUUGUGUACCUGGAGUGGUUCAAAGGCAUCCAGCACUACGAACUAGAGUAUCCUGCCAUUCCUCCCAUCACCACCGCAGCAUUUAUUGCAGCAUCUUGCAGCUUAAACAUGGCCCUGUGGCCCGUGUGGUCCUUCUUCACUCCACUCAUCCUCUUCACACAGUUCAUGGGCGUGGUCAUGUUCAUCUCUAUGCUCGGAUGAAUAUGACUGGUGACAAUGAUACUUUUGUUUUAUUUUAAAGCUAUGUCAAACGUGUCUUUUUAUUGAAUUAAUAACUCUGUAUUUGGCCUCUAAAAUGUGAACAUAUUUGUGUUGUGACCUUUUGUAGCAUUAAAGUAUUAGAUAUUUAA
Molecule: messenger RNA, 728 nt
Organism: Centropristis striata (black sea bass)
Lineage: Eukaryota; Metazoa; Chordata; Actinopteri; Perciformes; Serranidae
Gene: tmem128
Product: transmembrane protein 128
Exons: 4
Coding region: 85-579 (164 amino acids)
Source: RefSeq, a predicted model, not a curated record